Molecule: messenger RNA, 1563 nt
Organism: Bufo bufo (common toad)
Lineage: Eukaryota; Metazoa; Chordata; Amphibia; Anura; Bufonidae
Gene: SLC24A5
Product: solute carrier family 24 member 5
Exons: 9
Coding region: 14-1561 (515 amino acids)
Biological process (GO): intracellular calcium ion homeostasis; calcium ion transmembrane transport; melanocyte differentiation
Cellular component (GO): membrane
Molecular function (GO): calcium, potassium:sodium antiporter activity; calcium channel activity
Source: RefSeq, a predicted model, not a curated record
UCAGAGGGAGAACAUGGAGGCUGCAGGGAGUAAAGGAGGACGGAGGAACAGACGGGCCAGCAGGACUGCACUGGCCACCUUCACCUUCGUGUUACUGCUAUGGGCGGCUGUACACCUUGUGUACCAAGCGGCGUCCUUGGAGGCUGUGAGUGCACAGCGCCGUGUGAGGAGAGCUACAGAGAAUGAAACUCUCUGCGUCUUUGCACCAUCAUCUGAGUUUCCCAAAGGACUGUUUACCGAACAAGAAAGGAAAGAUGGAGGGAUCAUCAUUCAUUUCCUAGUCAUCGUGUACAUGUUUCUAGCGGUGGCCAUUGUCUGCGAUGAGUAUUUCCUCCCUUCCCUGGAAGUCAUCAGUGAACGUCUUGGCCUCUCCCAAGAUGUUGCAGGAGCUACCUUCAUGGCAGUGGGGAGUUCUUCCCCAGAAUUAGUCACAGCAUUUCUAGGUGUCUUUGUCACCAAGGGGGAUAUAGGAGUGAGCACUAUUAUUGGCUCAGCUGUAUAUAAUCUCCUUGGGAUAUGUGCUGCUUGUUGCUUAUUAUCUGAGAUCUGCAAGUUGACUUGUUGGCCUUUAUUUCGUGAUUGUGUUGCAUAUGCUGUCAGUGUAGGAGCUGUAAUUGCCAUAACAUUUGACAAUAAGAUUUUCUGGUAUGAAUCUGCCUCAUUGCUUUUUAUAUAUGGGCUCUACAUUGUAAUGCUGUGCUUUGACAUUAAAAUUAAUCAGUAUAUGGUUAAGAAGUUUAGUCCUUGCUGUACAUGUAUUGCUGAAGUUCUGGAAGAAAACCAUGACCAACAGCCCUUACUUGGAUGGAAAGAAGAGAGUAUACGGGUCGUUCGUCAGCGCUCCCGAUCUGAUAGUGGCAUCUUUCAAGAAGAUUCAGAUUAUUCUCAGCUAUCCAUAAGCAUGCAUGGACUUAAUGAAAUUUCAGAUGACCCUCCAAGCGUGUUCACAGUGCCCGAGGAUGACUUCAAAAGAGUUCUCUGGGUUCUAUCACUGCCCAUCAUUACAUUGCUCUACUUGACUGUACCUGACUGCAGAAGAAGGUGGUGGAAGAAAUGGUUCAUUUUGACCUUUGUUAUGUCGGCAGUUUGGAUCUCUGGAGUAACCUACAUUUUGGUUUGGAUGGUGAUAAUAGUAGGUGAAACACUGAGCAUUCCAGACACUGUUAUGGGCCUUACUCUGCUAGCUGCAGGCACAAGUAUACCAGACACUGUUGCAAGUGUGCUGGUGGCAAGAGAAGGAAAGGGUGACAUGGCCAUGUCAAACAUUGUGGGAUCAAAUGUAUUCGACAUGCUUUGUUUGGGACUUCCUUGGUUUAUUAAGACUGUUUUCAUAGACCGGUCAUCACCAGUGGAAGUGAGCAGCACAGGACUAACCUAUACUACCAUCUCCCUAUUGUUCUCAAUCAUCUUUAUAUUUGUGGCAAUACAUGUAAAUGGAUGGAAGCUGGACAAGAAGUUGGGAGUCAUCUGCCUAAUCAUGUACCUUGUUUUUGCUACAUUGUCCAUUUUGUAUGAACUAGGAAUUAUAGGAGGCAUGCCUGUACGUUCCUGCGGAGACUAAUA